CAUGACCUAACAUUAAUGCAUGGUGGAGUCAACUUCAAUUAAUUCAUAGUGACAAUUAAGGUUUAGAAAUGCAAUUGUAAAUUACUUCUUGCAUAUGUCAAAUUAAUUAAAAGACUCACAAGUCAUAAGAAAAGACACUAAUAAGAGAAGGGUAUAUUAGUCCAAAGGGGCAAUUCACCAACCACGAACUGCCACGUGGCAAAUGCUUGAUAGGAGUGGGGGAAAGAAAACAUUAAAAAAACAGCAAAGCGGGCAGUUGCAGAGGCAAAUGUGUUGGGGGAGAAGUCGCCUUCCACUUUCAUCUGACAUUCCACCUCUGCAGCAAAGCUUUUUAUUAGACCACCACAUUUAAUUUAAUACCCAUUUUACCCCCAUCUUUCUACCCAAUUUCCCACCGCUUGUCCCCCCCCUCCUCUUUAAUUCUCUCGUCGCCAGAAAUUCUAUAUACAACACCACCCACUCUUUAAAACCCACCAAAAAGACCAUCUUUUUUUCCACUUCUCUCUCUCUCUCUCUCUCUCUCUCUCUCUCUCUCUCACAUGGGUUCUUGCUAAAAAGCAGGUGAAUCGAUUGUGUUGUGAGAGAUUCCUUUUUUUCGAUUCUGUCUGUUUGUUGCAAUGCCUGGAAUUGUUAAGGAUGGUGUUCAUGAAGAUGGGGCGGACGAAAAUUCGAUGUCCAAUAAAGAAGCUUCGAUUUCGAACGGUGGAUUGACUCCACAGCAUCCUCAAAAUGGCAAUAUCGAAGUGGCGGCGGGGGUGGAUACCUCCAUUGACCAGCUUUACGAAAACGUCUGUGAAAUGCAGAGCUCCGAUCAGUCUCCGUCGAGGCACAGCCUCGGAUCCGACGGUGAGGAAUCGAGGAUCGAUUCCGAGUUGAGGCAUCUCGUCGGUGGAGAGAUGAAAGAGGUCGAAAUAAUCGAAGAAGACGAAGAGCUGCAUAAGCCAAUCAGCAGCGACUACCACAGCGAUUCCAAUUCGAAAAAAGAAAGUCCGUCCACCGGAAAAAAAUCCAAGAAAGUGCCCGCAAAAUCGAGCCCGAAUUCAAAGAGCAAAAGCCCAGCAAAACCGCCAAUCGACAACAAACGGGUCGAGAAGAGCGUGAAGAAAACUCCUACUCGAGGUGUUGUUCAGUCGGAAUCGGGAUUGGACAAUCCCGAUCUCGGCCCGUUUCUGCUAAAGCAAGCGAGGGAUUUGAUGUCGUCGGGCGAUAAUUCAAGAAAGGCCCUCGAUUUAGCUGCGCGUGCAGCUAAGUCGUUCGAGAAGUGCUCUAACGGGAAGCCCAGUUUGGAUUUAGUCAUGUCUUUACAUGUCACCGCUGCAAUACACUGCAGCUUAGGAAAUUACGUAGAUGCCAUUCCCAUUUUGGAGCAUUCGAUCGAGAUUCCGGUUAUCGAGGAAGGGCAAGACCACGCACUUGCCAAAUUUGCAGGUUACAUGCAAUUGGGCGACACUUAUUCAAUGUUGGGCCAGCUCGAAAAUUCGAUUUCUUGCUACACAACCGGUUUGGAAGUACAAAAACGGGUUCUUGGAGAAAACGAUCCUAGAGUGGGGGAGACUUGUCGAUACUUGUCCGAAGCUCAUAUUCAAGCCAUGCAGUUCGACGAAGCUCAGAAGCUCUGCCAGCUGGCGCUCGAUAUUCACCGAGAGAAUAAUGCCCCUGCUUCUAUUGAGGAAGCGGCGGAUCGAAGGCUCAUGGGAAUGAUAUGCGAGUCGAAGGGGGACCACGAAACCGCCCUCGAGCAUCUUGUCCUUGCCAGCAUGGCGAUGGUGGCAAACGGGCAGGAAGCUGAUGUGGCGGCCAUCGACUCGAGCAUCGGAGAUACCUAUCUGUCUCUAAAUAGGUACGACGAAGCGAUUUUCGCGUAUCAGAAAGCGCUCACGUCGCUGAAAUCCACAAAGGGGGAGAAUCAUCCAGCUGUCGCUUCAGUAUUCGUUCGUUUGGCUGAUUUGUACAACAAGACUGGAAAGUUUCGGGAUUCAAGAUCUUACUGCGAGAACGCGCUACGAAUUUACGAAAAACCCAUACCUGGAAUCGCUCCCGAGGAAAUCGCCAGUGGCUUAACCGAUAUUUCGGCUAUUUACGAGUCGAUGGAUGAGGUGGACCAGGCUUUGAAGCUUCUCCAAAAGGCGUUGAAGAUAUACAGCGAUGUGCCAGGUCAGCAGAACACGAUCGCGGGUAUCGAGGCUCAGAUGGGAGUUAUGUAUUAUAUGUUGGGGAAUUAUUCGGAGUCUUAUUCUUCGUUCAGAAGCGCUACUACUAAGCUCCGUGCUAGUGGGGAGAAAAAAUCGGCUUUUUUCGGGAUUGCGUUGAAUCAAAUGGGGUUAGCUUGUGUGCAAAGAUACGCGAUUAACGAGGCUGUAGGAUUGUUCGAAGAGGCGAGGGUAAUCUUGGAGCAAGAAUGUGGACCCUACCAUCCCGAUACACUCGGAGUUUAUAGUAAUCUUGCUGGAACAUACGAUGCUGUUGGCAGAUUGGAUGAUGCAAUAGAGAUUCUUGAAUUCAUAGUCGGAAUGAGAGAGGAGAAGCUCGGGACAGCAAAUCCUGACGUGGAUGACGAGAAGAAGAGGCUGGCGGAGCUACUAAAGGAGGCGGGCCGUGUUCGGAGUAGGAAAAACCGAUCGUUGGAAAACCUACUCGAUUCGAACCAAACUGCAAAUACAUCAUCAUUAAACAAUGGUGGCAUCAAAGUGUGACAACAAAGAUGAAAGCUGUACAGAGUGACCUUUCUUUUAUUACAGAGAGUUUUUAAGACAUAUUUAUACUGUUUUUUAAUAAAAAAGAAAACAAAAAAAAAGGGUAUACUUGUGAUUGAGUUUGCUGUUUUUCAGAUUCUUGUUUUGUUGAGGUUUUCUGAUUAUUAUUAUUAUUGUUGUAGUGGUUGUCACUUGUACUUGUUAAUUUAUUUUUUUGUUAUGGUUUUUUGGUGUACAAUUUAAUCAUUUGUAUAUUGUUAAUAUUAUGGGAUUAAUUGUUUUUUUUUUCUC
Molecule: messenger RNA, 2984 nt
Organism: Erythranthe guttata (spotted monkey flower)
Lineage: Eukaryota; Viridiplantae; Streptophyta; Magnoliopsida; Lamiales; Phrymaceae
Molecular function (GO): protein binding
Source: RefSeq, a predicted model, not a curated record